This is a messenger RNA of Cynoglossus semilaevis (tongue sole), 1435 nucleotides long. RefSeq names its product actin related protein 2/3 complex, subunit 2 (gene arpc2). Bases 154 to 990 code for a protein of 278 amino acids. Lineage: Eukaryota; Metazoa; Chordata; Actinopteri; Pleuronectiformes; Cynoglossidae. The record is from RefSeq and is a predicted model, not a curated record. Gene Ontology annotation, molecular function: structural constituent of cytoskeleton; actin filament binding. Gene Ontology annotation, biological process: actin filament polymerization; Arp2/3 complex-mediated actin nucleation. Gene Ontology annotation, cellular component: actin cytoskeleton; Arp2/3 protein complex. The transcript is spliced from 10 exons.
GAGUGUAAAAGACGCGGAAGUUGCACGGACGGAAGCUGUGCUGUCAGCGAAGGGAGGAAAAUUAUUCCAAAAUUUGUGACCGUCAGCGGUCGGUUGUAGCGCCGAGCUUCUUUUGACAAUUUCUGCUUACUUCGACACUCCCACGCCGCUGCGAUGAUCCUCUUAGAAAUUAAUAACCGUAUUAUAGAAGAAACGCUGACGCUCAAGUUCGAAGGAGCAUCAAACGGAAACAAACCAGAAGCUGUUGAUGUGACAUUUGCAGAUUUUGAUGGCGUAUUGUACCACAUCUCUAAUCCUAAUGGGGACAAGACCAAGGUGAUGGUUAGCAUCUCCCUGAAGUUUUACAAGGAGCUCCAGGAACAUGGAGCUGAUGAGCUGCUGAAGAGAAUCUAUGGGGUUUUCUUGGUCUCACCAGAAGCUGGCUACAAUGUGUCACUCCUGUAUGACCUUGAUGCUCUACCAGCCAACAAAGAUGAGGUCGUUCAUCAAGCCGGAAUGCUCAAAAGAAACUGUUUCGCCUCAGUCUUUGAAAAGUACUUCAAGUUCCAGGAGGAAGGAAAAGAAGGGGAAAGUAGGGCCGUUGUCCACUACAGAGAGGAUGAAACCAUGUAUGUGGAGGCCAAGAAAGACAGAGUAACUGUGGUUUUCAGCACGGUGUUCAAGGAUGAUGAUGAUGUCAUCAUUGGCAAAGUCUUUAUGCAGGAGUUUAAAGAGGGUCGGCGAGCCAGCCACACAGCCCCGCAGGUGCUGUUCAGCCACCGUGAGCCUCCACUAGAGCUUAAGGACACAGAUGCUGCCGUCGGUGACAACAUUGGAUACAUCACCUUUGUUCUCUUCCCACGCCACACCAAUGCCAAUGCCAGAGACAAUACCAUAAAUCUCAUCCACACCUUCAGGGACUACCUGCACUACCACAUAAAGUGCUCUAAGGCCUACAUUCAUACACGCAUGAGGGCCAAGACAUCAGAUUUUCUUACGGGCUCGACCUGAUGCUGAGAAGAAGGAAAUGAAGACCAUUUCAGGAAAGACCUUUUCCCGUUAAGGCUGAUCUUGCGUAGAGAAUUCCAAACUCAUGGACUGGCUCUCAUUGUGACUCGACAUCACAGUGGACACGACCACCUCGCAUCUUAAAAAAUACACCUGUCCAGCUCCACAUGUGUGUCCAUUGUUUUUUCAUGGGGGGUGGUGUUCUGGGGGGAUUUCAAAAAGCCCUGGUUUGAAAAAAGUUGAACAAAAUUGACACUUUUGCUUUGCGUAGUUAAAGAGAUAAUUGUAAAUGCCUUAUAUAAAUAUAUGUAUGGAAAAGAACAUUUUUGAUAUGUCUUUUACUGAAUUCUAUACGAAAGCUGAAUUUAGUCCUUAAUUCUCUGUGCUUUUGUCAUCUGUUCAAUGGUCAUUUAAAAAAAAAUAAAAUAAAACCUUUCUUCCACUAAAA